Messenger RNA from Symbiodinium pilosum, 305 nucleotides. NCBI's taxonomy places the organism in Eukaryota, Dinophyceae, Suessiales, Symbiodiniaceae. The record is from the annotation of a GenBank genome assembly.
GUGCAGAUUACCAACGAGGCUUCGAGAGCGGCUAUGCUGCUGGCAAGCAGGAGGUGAUGAAGAUGAGGCAGCCGGGUGCAAAUACCUGGAGCAACUACGCUUUUCAGCUCAUCACUGACGUCGUGAUUCUGAUCAUCGUCCUCAUUGGAUUUGGUCGCCUAGAGCGGUGCUUCUACCGGACCGCGAAGGCUCCAGAGGCCCCUCCUGCCGCCGAAGAAGGAACCAGCCAGCCUCGACCAAAGUUCACUCCGCACGCCCUGACGCGUUCCUACGAAGCUACCAUCCAACACCACGCCCAGGGGUGA